Messenger RNA from Impatiens glandulifera, 945 nucleotides. Its product is annotated as photosystem I chlorophyll a/b-binding protein 6, chloroplastic. Gene Ontology annotation, cellular component: membrane. NCBI's taxonomy places the organism in Eukaryota, Viridiplantae, Streptophyta, Magnoliopsida, Ericales, Balsaminaceae. Bases 57 to 758 code for a protein of 233 amino acids. The record is from RefSeq and is a predicted model, not a curated record. Gene Ontology annotation, biological process: response to light stimulus; photosynthesis, light harvesting in photosystem I. The transcript is spliced from 4 exons.
UAAUAUCUGAUUUGGUCCCUAAAAAUAGGGAAAUACCCAGAAAGUUAUCGGGAAAGAUGUCACAUUUUUCUUCUGUAAAGACUCGACUAAAUGCAUCAAAGGGAGUAUCAAGCGUUUGCGAGCCCCUUCCUCCCGAUAGGCCUUUAUGGUUCCCUGGAAGCUCUCCCCCUCCCUGGCUCGAUGGAAGUAUUCCAGGAGAUUUUGGAUUCGACCCACUUGGAUUAGGAUCUGAUCCGGAACUGCUGAAAUGGUUUGCACAAGCUGAGUUAAUACACAGCAGAUGGGCAAUGCUUGCUGUGUCGGGAAUUCUGAUUCCAGAAUGGCUAGAAAGUCUGGGGUUCAUCGAGAAGUUCUCUUGGUACGACGCAGGAGAACAAGAAUAUUUCGCAGAUUCCACAACUCUGUUUGUGGUGCAACUGGGGCUAAUGGGUUGGGUUGAAGGUCGGAGAUGGGCAGACAUAAUAAAACCAGGGUGCGUGGAUAUAGAACCGAGUUUUCCACAUAAGAAGAAGCCAAAGGUCGAUGUUGGCUAUCCGGGCGGGCUUUGGUUCGACCCUUUGAUGUGGGGUAGAGGGUCACCGGAGCCUGUGAUGGUUCUUAGGACUAAAGAGAUCAAGAAUGGUCGGCUUGCCAUGCUUGCAUUCAUUGGGUUUGUUUUUCAGGCAAUUUAUACAGGACAAGGCCCUUUAGAGAAUCUUUCCGCUCAUAUUGCAGAUCCAGGACACUGCAAUGUCUUCUCGGCUUUCACAUCGCACUAGUGCUUGCUCUGCAGGAAGGAAGGAGCGCCAAGAAUUUACAUGCCAACAUGAUGUGUUUCUUCUUGUCUUCUUGAUUUUGUCCAUUUACAAAUGUAAAUAUUAUUUGAAAAUGACCAUUCGGAUUAUUUGUUGGUCAAAUCUCGAUUUGCUCUUAAUGAGAAGAUACGAAAUUCAUGAUACGUUUCUA